This is a messenger RNA of Colletotrichum paranaense, 2121 nucleotides long. RefSeq lists its product as uncharacterized. The record is from RefSeq and is a predicted model, not a curated record. Lineage: Eukaryota; Fungi; Ascomycota; Sordariomycetes; Glomerellales; Glomerellaceae. The transcript has a single exon. Gene Ontology annotation, biological process: proteolysis. Bases 1 to 2121 code for a protein of 706 amino acids. Gene Ontology annotation, molecular function: cysteine-type endopeptidase activity.
AUGGCGGAGAGAUUGGAUCAAGGCCGGAAGUCAGCACUGCUGAUAGGCAUCGACAAAUACGACAGCGAUGCGAUGCCUGACCUUCACGGUUCCCUCUCUGAUGUGGCUACCACCGAAAAGUUCCUCAAUGCCGUUGCCGGCAUCUCCAACAUUACCAAGCUUACCUCCCCGCCGGAUCCAUCCAAUGACCUGCUCCCAACCUUCGACAACGUCACCUCAGCAUUCCAGACCCUCGCUGACAACGCUCAGCCCGGCGACUUCAUUUAUAUUCACUAUUCGGGCCACGGCACUCGGCGGCCCACCGUCUUCAAGGACCUUAAGCACGACACAGCUCUCCUUGACGAGUGCCUGGUACUCGCCCGUAGCGACCGAUUGCUCGAUUAUCUCCGUGACGUCGAGGUCGCCUUUCUGCUCAAGCAGAUAGCCGACAAAGGCGCGACUGUUACCUUCGUGCUUGACUGUUGCCACUCCGGUGGAGCCACACGGGGGGGCGACGGAGACAUUGGGGUGCGGGGGGUUGAAGAUAUCCCGGAAGGGAGCUUCUUCAAUUCUAAUCGAAAUCCCAUUCAGUCUGUGGAGGAUCUGAAAGAUGCCUGGCGCCCGCUCUCAAACGACGUUGAGAACGCCGGUCGUGGCGGCAGUGUGGAAGAGCACUGGAUGACGUCGUCCAAGGGGAUCAACUUCUUCGCUGCGUGCCAGCCGGACCAGAAAGCGCAGGAGGUGUCGUUCAAACUGCCGUUGAAGAAGGGGCUGUUCACUGAUUGCCUCAACCGUAUCUUCAACGCCCUCGGAGGGGCAGAUUGCCUGCCCCAGCUCAGCUGCGAUGUCGUGUUCAACCUCGCUGCAGCGCAACUAGAGAACCACGAGCAAAAGAAACGGGCGGAAGAGCAGCAACCGGUAUUUGGCGGCCAGGGAGACUGCCAUAUUUUUGGCAUUGAGAGUGUGGUGCAACCGGCUGUGGUCAUUACUAACGUUGAGGAAUUGUUCAGCGGCAACAUCAAGGUGAAGCUGACAGCUGGCGUGGCCCACGGCGUCAUCGUGGAUGACAUCUUCGCCAUCUACCCCAAAGACAGACAGCUUGACAGCCUUGCUGACUACACCGCACCGUUGGCUACCUGCAUCGUGACUGCUGUGGAGUAUUUCACCUGCACAGCGCACACCGAAGCUAAGGGUACUGACCUCAAACAGAAGAAUGAGGUUCAACUCGGCUGCCAGGCUGUUAGUCAGCGCAGCAUUUUGAAGGAUCACAUCCUGCAGCCUAGAAAGGUUUUGGUAUCGGCUGCAGAUGACAGUGCUGUGUCAGUGGCCCAGAAAGUCCGAGAUUGCAUCAGCCGGAGCAGCUUUGUCGAUCUCGAAGACGACGGCGAUUCCUUCUUCAAAGUGCUGGUGCAAAACGAUGGCGGUUUCAUCAUCUCUUUCACCCCAAACCAAGCUGAAGCCAAUGUCAAAGACAAAGGGAAGCCCGAAGAUGUGCUCUCCCACUUGGUUCACCUAAGCAUCUUCUACAACAUUUUCAACCUCGCAGAAGACAACGCCGCGCAUCAAGAACAAGACCUGACGGUUAGUAAACUCGGCUAUCUCGAUCAGGGCGUCAAGCCCCCUCCUCCGCGGCAAUUCAAGCUGGGUGAAACCUCUCCCCUCCUCAAGGACCUCAAACUGUUCCCGAUAGACUCAAUCGACAUUGUCACAGGCCAAGUUCUAGUUAUUGAGGUGAGAAAUACCUCGCUCGACAACGUAUACGUCGAGAUCCUGGACCUGGAGCCGUCGUGGCGGGUGUUACGGGCGUAUCCAAUGCCGAAGAGGAAGCCGAUCAUGACGACGCGAGGCCAGGGGACGCUCUUCUUCAUCAAGAUGUCACCAUCGGAGAGGGUGGAAGCCGCUGUCCAGCCCGACACGUUCGACCGAUUUGUCGUAAUGACCACAACAGAGGGCCGCCUUAAUUUCCGUAGAGAUGUCCUCCCGGCGCUGAAGCUUGUUGGGCAGGAAGGACCUGGAAUUGAUAGCAACAGGCCGCGCGUAUUGGAACCUGCUGAUAGGAAUGGUGGGAGGUCUGGGGAUGGAGUUGAAGAGCCGCUGUGGUAUGUACAGAAACUGGAUGUACGGGUGGUCACGGAGGAAUGA